AUGAAGCCGUUUAUCUUGUCAUCGUCUCUGUAUCUGGCCGUUUUCAUUUGCCUUUCCUUCCUUCCUUCCUUCCUUCCUUCCUUCCUUCCUUCCUUCCUUCCUUCCUUCCUUCAUUUCUUUCUUUCUUCCUUCGUUCCUUUGUUCCUUUCUUUCUUUCUUUCUUCCUUUCUUCCUUCCUUCCUUUCUUUCUUUCUUUCUUUCUUUCUUUCUUUCUUUCUUUCUUGUUCUUUUUCACCGUUUCUUUCUUUCUUUCUUUCUUUCUUUCUUUCUUUCUUUCUUUCUUUCUUUCUUUCUUUUUCUUCUUCUUCUUCUUUCCUUUCGGUCAACAAUCUAUCUAUCUAUCUAUCUAUCUAUCUAUCUGAAAGGAGGAUAUAUAUCACGUGGGGCCAGUCUGUCUAUCUAUCUAUCUAUCUAUCUAUCUAUCUAUCUAUCUAUCUAUCUAUCUAUCUAUCUAAUUCAGUAUCAAGAAACAAUGUUAUAAGGCCAGUAUCUAUCUAUCUAUCUAUCUAUCUAUAG
Molecule: messenger RNA, 516 nt
Organism: Acanthosepion pharaonis
Lineage: Eukaryota; Metazoa; Mollusca; Cephalopoda; Sepiida; Sepiidae
Source: the annotation of a GenBank genome assembly